Puccinia triticina is the source of this 276-nucleotide messenger RNA. RefSeq lists its product as uncharacterized. The record is from RefSeq and is a predicted model, not a curated record. NCBI's taxonomy places the organism in Eukaryota, Fungi, Basidiomycota, Pucciniomycetes, Pucciniales, Pucciniaceae. The coding region runs from base 1 to 276 and encodes 91 amino acids. The transcript has a single exon.
AUGGCCAAUAAUCCAGCUUCUGGAACCUCCCCAUUGGACUGGCUCAUUAAUGCAAAGGAGAUGUAUCUCCAGACUGAAAAUCGCGCUUUCACCCAUGAAUCAGCUUGGAAUAUCGUCAAGGACGCGCCGAAGUGGAAGAAAUUGAUGACUGGACACACAAAAAACGGUGCUCGGCCCUCUCCACGCCCUUCAUCCCACUCAGCAGCAAACUCAACAUCCGCUGAGUCACCUUCGCUCUCAGCCAAAUCCCUCCUCUACACCUCAAGGCGCCGAUGA